This is a messenger RNA of Paramecium sonneborni, 2441 nucleotides long. The record is from the annotation of a GenBank genome assembly. NCBI's taxonomy places the organism in Eukaryota, Ciliophora, Oligohymenophorea, Peniculida, Parameciidae.
AUGUUUAAAUCAGUUUUUCAUUGCCUUUCUUAUUCAUUUAGAAAAAUUAAGUUGCUCGACAUCUUCAUUUAGAGAUCAAUGCUUACUUAAACUAAUCAAAAUAAAAAAAAUAGUGGUGCAAAACAAAAAUCACCAAUUCAGAAGAGAGUCGCUUGCUUACGAUGGAUCUCACUUUUUACAAACAUUUGCUAAAUGCAAGAAAAAAUCAAUAAGGGUGAAUUUCUAAAUUUUUUCUUUUUAGAUUAAUCUAACAUACUAAAAUGUUAAAGUAUAAAAUAUGCAUCCAUUAAUUCUUAAAAAAUUAUUCAUUAAAAUUCAUUUUUCUUAUUAAGACUAAAAAUGGGAAUUUGUAAUUCAAAUCAACAGAAUAAAUAAAAGGAAAUCAAGUAAAUUAUUUAGUAAAUAAUAAAUCUUAUUUUUUAGAGUUGAAUAACCUGUACCUAAAAAUAGUAAUAAAGAAACUUCUAAAAAUUUCGAAAAUUUUGAAUGCCUUUUUUUUGACUAAUAUUAAUUCAGAUGGUUGAAAAAGAAAUGCUAUAUAGAAUGUGAUUAAGAUAAUCAAUUAAUAUACCUUUAUAAUGGAUAUAUGGUGAGAUUGUAAAUUCUUUGGGCAAAUUAUUAUAGGAUGAAGAAAUUUUCUUUGUUGGAAAAUGAAGUUUUCAAUAAUUUAGAAUAAAUCAAAUAUAUAGAAUGGGUUGGAAAUUUUGAAAAUCUGAGGAGGGUUUCUAAAUGGAAGCUUAAUUGGAAUGGAUAAAUUCUUCAAAAUGUUGGAGGUUAUUACUCAAAGAGUGGGUAAAAGUAAGGUAUAUGGAAGGAUAUAAUGAAAAAUUUUUGCAGGUAAUAUAUCAAAUUAAAAAAUAAACUAGCAAGGUUUUGGUUUUUGAAGUAGGUGAAUACUUUGAUGAUUAAAAAUAGGGCAAAUGGAAAUACAUUUAUAAUAAUAAAAUAAUGUAUUAUAUAAAAAUAAAAUAUAUUAAAUUAGUGGUGGAGGAUAUUACAAUCAAUAAAGUUAAAAAACUGGUAAUUGGAGUGAUUUAAGUGAUGAAUUUUGGGAGUAAUUGUUUUAAAAUAUAUAUUUAAGUGAGAAUUAAAUAAUUUAUAAUGGUUAUUAUAAUAAUUAAGGGAUAAAGGUAGGUAGAUGGAAUAUAGUGUUUAAGGAGAUAUUCAAGUCACAAAAUAAAUAUAUGUAAAUAAAAUAUAUAAAAAAUAAUAAGUGGUGGUGGAUAAUAUUAUUGUUCUUAGGGAACAAAAAUUGGGAGAUGGGUGGAAUUGUGGGAAGGGUUUAAAUAUGAAGCUAAAGUCAUUUAUUUAGGUGAAUAUAAUCUGAAAGGAAUAAAGAUUGGUAGAUGGGAUAUAAUGUAUUGUAGAUAUAAUGAGCAAGAAUAUAAAUAAAUGUAAAAAACAAAGGUAUUUGAUUUUUUAGUGGCGGAGGAACAUAUGAUAGUUCUUCAGGAAUUAAGAUGGGAAAGUGGGUAGAAUUAUGGGAAGCCUUUUGGAGGGAAUCUUAAGUCACUUAUAUUGGGGAAUAUAAUAAUAAAGGUAUUAAGGUAGGAAGAUGGGAUUUUUAGUUUAUUUCAGAUUUCGAUCAAAUAACAGUCUAAAUGUAAGUAUUGUAAUUAUAGAUAUUUUAGAGGUGGUGGAUCAUAUGAUAGCACUUAAGGAUUUAAGAUUGGAAGCUGGGUAGAAUUGGAUGAAGGGUUUAAUUGUUUUUAAAAUGUUACUAAUAUUGGUGAUUAUAAUAAGAAUGGACUGAAGGCAGGCAGAUGGAAUAUUUUUUUUAAAUCCCCUUUUGAUUAAGAAUAUAAAAAAAUGUAAUUAUCAUAAGUUUUGAUAUGUAGUGGUGGUGGAAUAUAUGAUAGUUUUUCUGGAAUUAAAAUUGGAAAGUGGAUCGAGUAGGAUGAAAGGUUUGUCUAUGAAAAAUAAGUUACAUAUAAUGGUGAAUAUAAUAUAAAUAGUAUGAAAAUAGGCAGAUGGGAUAUUAUGUAUGAUAAAAAGGGAAAUGGAGAAUAUAACUAAAUGUUAAAAUUAUCAUUAAAAUUUCUUAGUGGUGGUGGAUCAUAUAAUACUACGACAGGAAUUAAGAUUGGAAGGUGGGUAGAGUUGUGGGAAGGCUUUUAAUAUUCAGCAAAAGUCACAUAUGUUGGUGAAUACAAUCUAAAAGGGAUGAAGGUAGAUAAAUGGGAUAUUAUGUAUGAAUUAGAUAAAAUUUAUAAAUAAAUGUAAAUAUAUUAAGUUAAAAUAUUUUAAGUGGUUUUGGAAUGUAUGAUUGUAUUUAUGGAAUUAAAAUCGGGAGAUGGGUCGAAUUAGAUGAGAAGUUUUUGGAUGGCAACUAAAUAAUUUAUUAUGGAGAUUAUAAUGAUAAAGGGAUGAAAGUGGGUAAAUGGGUAGAAACAGAUUUGAAGAUAAAUAAGUAAUGUGGUGAAAUAAAUUAUGAAAAUUGA